Molecule: messenger RNA, 1094 nt
Organism: Condylostylus longicornis
Lineage: Eukaryota; Metazoa; Arthropoda; Insecta; Diptera; Dolichopodidae
Product: CLIP domain-containing serine protease B8
Exons: 4
Coding region: 63-1094 (343 amino acids)
Biological process (GO): proteolysis
Molecular function (GO): serine-type endopeptidase activity
Source: RefSeq, a predicted model, not a curated record
UAAAUCCUAUUAUUAAUUUUACAAAACCUAUUGUAAAACCUCGAAUUUUAGUUGGUAAUGAAAUGUCAUCGGAAACAUCAAGUGAAAUUAAUUCAACAAAGAAAACAUUAAAAUUUUUAACACCAAAAUUAAGUGAUAGAGUACAAUAUAGUAGUUCAGCUACAAUGGGUGUUACAAAUACAAAUAAAAAUAAUAUUAGAAAAAUUGUUGUAGGUGCUGCUAGUACAAAAAUAAAUGGAAUGGAUUCAAUGUAUGAGGAUUGUGGACGUCAAAUAACAAAUCGUAUUUAUGGUGGUGAAAUUGCUGAAUUAGAUGAAUAUCCUUGGUUAGCACUAAUAUUUUAUAAUUCUGAUGAGUUUGGUUGUAGUGGUUCUUUGAUUAGUCAUAACUUUGUUUUAACAGCAGCACAUUGUGUAACAGGUGGUAUUGUACGGAAGAAGAAUGGAUUGAAAUUAAUAAGGCUCGGUGAAUUUAAUGUAAAUUCACAACCUGAUUGUAUUGAAGAAGAAAAUUAUUUGAAUUGUGCUGAUGCUGCUAUUGAUGUUGAAGUUGAUAAAAUUUUUGUUCAUCCGAAUUAUAAUGAAGAUUCACCAUUUAAGUCUGAUGACAUUGCAUUGAUUCGAUUAAAAAAUUAUGUUUCAUUUACACAUUUUAUAAUGCCAAUUUGCUUGCCAAAAUUUAGUAAUAAAAUGCUAGAGAAUCCAUUUCAAGAGGGAAAAUAUUUUUCAGUUUCUGGCUGGGGACGUACUGAUUUAUUCAAUGAUUAUUUUCCAAAUAUUCGAAGUCCAAUCAAAUUAAAAUUGCAAGUACCUUAUGUAACCAACGAGAAUUGUUCAGAAAUUUUAAAAGAACAUGGAGCUGAAAUAACUGAUAAACAAAUUUGUGCUGGUGGUGAACUAUCAAAAGAUACAUGUGCUGGUGAUAGUGGUGGACCACUAAUGUAUUUUGAUAAAAAUGUAUACAGAUGGAUCGCUUACGGAAUUGUUAGUUAUGGAUUCUCUCAAUGUGGUUUAGCAGGUCAUCCGGCUGUAUAUACAAAUGUUACUGAAUACGUUGACUGGAUACAUUCUGUAAUGCAUGGCUCUGGAAAAUAA